AUGAGAAGUGAUAUGCGCAGACCCAGUCUGGAUGGUCGCACUAGCGACGAAGACACUCCGCUGUUGGCAGCGCCCAGACCAACAUCUAUGGCAGCAUCAUCAUCAGCAACACCAGCAGCAACGGCCGCUUCAUCCACCUGUUCUUCCAGUGGAGCGACAGUGUCCAGCAUACCCGAUCGAUUCUUCACGUUCGAACCAAUAUUGGUAUUGCUCUGCUUCGGACUCAGUGUGUCAGGGGUGGUGCUUGCGGACCAAAUUAUCUACCAGUCGUGCGUCGUUACGCUCGGCUAUGAUCGAGAGCUCUGUGCCCAGUUGGGCACCAAAAGUAACUCCACCGAUGUAGCCCAACUGGAGACGAUCGUGCAACCAUAUGCGGCAAAGAUCACGAUGGUAAACACGAUCCUGAUGUCGGUACUGCCUGCACUCUGCGCUCUGUUCAUGGGACCAUGGUCGGACAAAUAUGGCCGCAAACCGGCCAUGAUUGUUCCGUCAGUGGGCUUCAUCACCACGUACGUCAUGAUCGGCAUACUGUCGCUCCUAUCGAAACACUUCCUGGUGGAUCCUUGGUGUUACGUAGUGGCGCACAUACCGGCCGCAGUGCUGGGUGGUAGCACCGUGCUGAUGGCAGCCAUCUUUAGCUACCUGACUGAUACGACGACGGAGGAAAAUCGUACCGUACGGAUAGGUAUCCUGCAGGCGUGUACCAUGCUCGGCGCUUUCGUGGGGCUACUGUCGAGCAGCUUCAUCCUGCAGUGGACCAACGUGCCGACCAUGUUCUUCCUGUCGGCUGGUACCGUUUCUGCCAGCAGUGCCUUUCUGUACUUCUGUCUCGAGGAUAGCAUCAAGCCGGAUGCAAGCAUGGUACAUCGGCAGGUUCGCGAAAUCUUCCGGUUAAGCCAUUUGUGUGAGUUGCUUCGAACGUUCUUCAAGAAACGAUCAUCGUACGAUCGUGGCAUCGUAUGGUUAACGAUCUCAAUCGGCGUGAUAACGGUGCUGGGUGCGGGAGGUGGAACAGUAUUUUUCCUCUACACGCGACGCCGCUUUGGCUGGACGAUACAGGAAUUUACCAUCUGGCAGGCAGUGGAGCUGCUAUCGAUCGUGGCGGGCAACGUGAUCGGUAUAUCGGUGCUUAAAACGCUGCUAAAGCUACCGGACAUUUGGCUUGCGCUGCUUUCCGUCCUCAACUAUUCGCUGGACGCUCUCAUCAAGGGUCUCGCCCGACAGGGAUGGGAACUGUUUCUGGCCACCGGCAUUACACCGCUUAAGGCUACCGAAGGAGCAGCACUGAUGGCCAUCUGUUCGUCCAUUAUACCGUCGAGUGAAAUUGCUAAAUUCUACUCGAUAGCGAUGGCUAUGACAAAUACCGUUUCCUUAGCUUCGGCACCACUGUUCACGUACAUCUACAACGCGACCGUUGCAACGUCCCCGCAGGUAUUUAAUUUCGUGUCGUCGGGAAUAUUUUCUUUGAACGUCGUGCUGGUGGGAGUUAUUGCGGUGUUGCUGCGUAAGCGACGGAAAGCUCAGGUUGAUCCGCUGUUUACACAAGAUAGCGAAAUAUUAACGUGAAAAACGUGAACGUGCCAAGCCACGCCAUGUGUCCCCGGAAUGUUCCUAGUCAUGCUAAUAAAUAAUAGUUAAUGUACGUCAUGUUUU
Messenger RNA from Anopheles maculipalpis, 1653 nucleotides. RefSeq names its product proton-coupled folate transporter-like. The record is from RefSeq and is a predicted model, not a curated record. Gene Ontology annotation, molecular function: transmembrane transporter activity. Gene Ontology annotation, biological process: transmembrane transport. Bases 1 to 1566 code for a protein of 521 amino acids. The transcript is spliced from 3 exons. Gene Ontology annotation, cellular component: membrane. Lineage: Eukaryota; Metazoa; Arthropoda; Insecta; Diptera; Culicidae.